AAGCGCGCCAAGGUAGGGCCGCGCACUUAGUACGCACACGCACACACGCACACACACACACACAGACAGUACGCAGUGGAGUAAAAAGUGGCGCAAGUGUGUAAAAAAAAAAACAUGGCCAAAGAAGAGGAUGUGAUCCGAAAGUUCGUUGUGAGAGAACUGCACAAGUGUUCGGACCUCAGUACACUGACUUUAGGCAUUCUGCGGAGGAGAUACCUGGAAAAGGUGGGGAGAGAGUCGCUCAGCAUCAAGGACAGACAGCUGAUGAAGAAAAUUGUGGAGGAGGAACUUUUGAAGAUGCAGGACAGCAGUGAUGAUGAGCCUCUUAUUAAGAGUGUGAAUCCUUCAAAGAGCCAGAGCAAAAGGAAAAGGGUGGAUGAAGAUGAUGGGGAUGAAGAGAAUAAAAUGGUGGGAAAGACAAAAAGAUCACGGCUGGAGGAGUUUUCUCCAGAUUCCCCUGACUCUGGAAUAGAGAAAGCUAUUAACGAGGGAGAACAAAAAGAGGAUGAAGCUGAAAGUGAUAAAGACGCGGGUGAAGACAGUGAGGAGGAGCAAGAGGAAAAGAACAUUAAGAAAAAAACACAGAAUAAGAGACAGAGCAAACUGAAAGGGGACAGUGAGAAGAAAAAGAAACCGAAGAAGAAAGGGAAGGUGAAAGAAAGUGACGAAGAUGAGGAGUUCAAGGAUUCUGAUGAGGAGGAGGCAAGGCAAAAACAACCAUCGAAAGAAAAGAAAAAGGAUUCAGACAGUGUGAAGGAAAUCACUGAUACACCGGCUUCGAGUGAUUCAGAGGAUGAAAAAGUGAAAAGCAAAGUGAAGACGCAGAGUAAAAGAAAAGAUAUCAGAAAAAAGAAGCCAGUCGAGAGGGAUAUUGUGAAAGAAGUGGAGAGAGAGGUUUUUGGGAGCAGCUCUGAGAGUGAAGAGGAGAAUAACAAGAGCGCUAAAAGAAAAAACAGGAGCAACUCUGAAAAUGACAGCAGCGGAGACAGUGAAGAGGAAAAAGAUCAAAAAGAGGAUGCUGCUAAUUUGUCCUCCAAAGAGAUGGAGAAAAAUGAAGAGAAAAUACAGGACGGUCAGAAGGAGGCAGCAGAGGACUCUGACUCCUCGUCUCUUCCCUCACUGGAGGAUGAGGAUGAACAAGAGAAGGACAAGAAGGAGGGAAAGAAAAGUACGACAAAGAAAAAGCACAGUGAGGAGAGGGAGAACACAACCAGAGGAAAGGAUGAAGAAAAUAAGGCAGUGUCCAGGCUGAAGCGCUACAUCGCCCUCUGUGGUGUGAGACGGAACUAUAAGAAGCUGUUAGACGGCUGCCGAUCAGUAAAGGCAAAGGUGGCUGUGCUGAAAAAAGAGCUGGAGAAGCUGGGUGUGGAAGGUCAGCCCUCCAUAGAGAAAUGUAAAAAAGCUCGACUAAAAAGAGAAGAAGCACAGGAACUGGCUGAGCUGGAUGUCAGCAACAUCAUCGCCACUCAGGGACGUCCCAAAAGAAGAGCAGCUGCAGCAGCAUGGCCCCCUGCACAGAAUGUCUCUCCUCCCCCCUCUGCCUAUAAAUGUGUUGUGAACUCAGACUCUGAUAGUGGAGAGAGCCACAGAAACACAGGGCGCAAGAGAGGAGCAGCCUGGGCCAACCUGCAGGGAAUCAUCAGUGAUGAUGGAGAGAGUGACUAGGCGGCAAGUGCCUUUCCCUACAAUCGGUUUCAUCAUUAUACAGUGCAUUCCUUAAGUUCACCCACUCUUUAAUUCACUAUGGAAAAAAAGUUAAACCUGUUCUAAUCAAUUGGUACAUUGGCAAGAGUUUUAUGUGUACAUCCUGUUAUUGUAGGA
This is a messenger RNA of Sinocyclocheilus anshuiensis, 1821 nucleotides long. Its product is annotated as HIRA-interacting protein 3-like. The coding region runs from base 115 to 1665 and encodes 516 amino acids. Lineage: Eukaryota; Metazoa; Chordata; Actinopteri; Cypriniformes; Cyprinidae. The record is from RefSeq and is a predicted model, not a curated record. The transcript is spliced from 8 exons. Gene Ontology annotation, cellular component: nucleus.